CAGCUGGCCCAUGAGCAAGCUGGGGAGGGCCCUGAGUGAGUCGGAGGUGCCGGCCUGGGACAGGGACGAAGAUGACAUGUCGGCAGGCGAUCUCGGACACUAAUUCAGAGCUGUCACGUGAAGAGUUAAGGCAGCGUCUCCUUGAAACUUUACAGGAAGUAGAAAUUUUAAAAACUGAACUUGAGGCAUCCCAAAGACAACUCGAAGGUAAAGAGGAAGCAUUGAAGAUCCUUCAGAGCAUGGCAAUACUGGGCAAAGCCACAAGUCAUACCCAGGCAGCACUCCAGAAAACUGUGGAACAAAAGAGAUCCUUGGAGAAGGAAAUAAAUGCCUUGCAGUGGGAAAUAGAAUUUGAUCAUAAUAGACUUAAAAAUAUAGAGGAAUCUUGGACUCAAAAAUACGACAGAUUAAACUAUGAAAAUGCAGUCCUUACAGAAAAUUUGAAGCUGAAAACACAAGAAAUCAAAAUGCUAAAGUCUGAAAAUGCAGCUUUGAACCGGCGGUGUUUGGAAGCCCUGUCCGUGCUGGACGUCACACAGCAGCAGGUGGCCCAGGAGAGCCUGCACACCGCUGGCUCCGCGGAGGUUUCCACGCUGGAGCUAGCAGUCCUCGGAGCCUGCCUUUGUCCCGGUCCUGGAGGGAGGCCCUGUCCUUGUGCCCAAACGGCGGCAUCCAGCCGGAAGUUGGUGCUGCAGCUGAAGCAGGAGUUGGAACUUUUGCGGAAAAGUAAAGAAGAAGCGUAUGUGAUGGCCGAUGCGUUCAGGAUUGCGUUUGAGCAGCAGCUGAUGAGAAGAAGCGACCAGGCCCUGAGAUGGACACAGACGGAUAAAAUGUGGCAGACAGCAGCCAGACGAAUCAGUUGGAAGCACCUUAAAGAGGACGGGUCUCCAUCACUAAGGAGCCAAAAGACCUUAGGACAGAAACUCCUGGACCUGCUGCCUUCAGCAAACAGCUCUCAGAGGACAGGCCAGCAUCACGCGCAGGAAGUCUUCAAGAUGCUGGUAGAUUCGUUGAACGAUAAAGAAGAAGCUUUGGCUCAUCAAAGGAAAGUUAGUUACAUGCUUGCCCGGGCGUUGGAAGGCAAAGAUGCAACCUCCAAAGAGAAGAAAAACUCCCUGAGAGAAACUGUCCCCUGCCAAUGCCCCGGGCAUGAAGCGCCACCGUUGCCCAUUGCGUGUGACCCUGUGCACCCACAUGUCCAAGUGCUUAGUCCUGUGGCUUGCACCUGUGCGACCGCGCCCCCUCCGCCGGCUGCCCGGUGCACACGAACUCUUCCGAGGUCCCACUCUUGGCCAUCGUGCGUCUCGCUUGGAAGAAAAGCCAGCUGAAGGCAGAAGCAAGAGCUGCCUGAGACCAGUGACUUCGACAGUGAUGGUGUAUGCUCUUGGAGUGUCUGCCUUGUAGCACAUGGCUGUUCCUAUGAGACAUUAAGAGGUGGCAGUGUGGCAUAGCGGGUGAAAUUGCUGCCUGUAGUGCUGGCAUCCCAGAGGGGCACCAGCUCACGUCCUGGCUGCUUCACUCUGGAUCUCUGCUAACGCACCCAGGAAAGCUGCGAAGAAUGGCCCGAGAGUUUGGGCCUCUCUCCCUGUGUGGGAGACCCGGGUGACACUCCUGGCUCCUGGCGUCAGCCUGGCCCGGCGCUAGCCUUCCUGGCUGUCUGCUGAGCGACACAGAGGGCUGGAGACCUUCCCCUGUCGCUCCCUCUCUCCCUGUAACGCUGAUUUUCAAAAUCAAUCAGUAAACAUUAGUAUUCCACGUCAUUUAUAGCUUACUCUACUGUAUUUUAGCUUUUCAGUGUGUACCAACAUCUUAAUCAAAAAGUAAU
Messenger RNA from Ochotona curzoniae (black-lipped pika), 1825 nucleotides. It is a transcript of the gene CCDC125, whose product is annotated as coiled-coil domain containing 125. The coding region runs from base 72 to 1328 and encodes 418 amino acids. NCBI's taxonomy places the organism in Eukaryota, Metazoa, Chordata, Mammalia, Lagomorpha, Ochotonidae. Gene Ontology annotation, cellular component: cytoplasm. The record is from RefSeq and is a predicted model, not a curated record. Gene Ontology annotation, biological process: negative regulation of cell motility; negative regulation of Rho protein signal transduction. The transcript is spliced from 11 exons.